AUGGCUGGUAAUAUAACUGAAGCAAUCACUCAACCAAUCAACGAUCAAUUGCAUAGAGCAGCAGAUAAAGUCACCAAUGGCGGUAGUAGUAGUGGUGGUGCUGUUCCGUCAGCACCAAAGAAAAAGGGUGGAAUUGUUGAAUUCACUCCUGAAUAUUACGCUGCUUGUACAUUGGGUGGUAUUAUUGCUUGUGGUCCAACUCAUUCAGCUGUGACUCCUUUGGAUCUAGUUAAAUGCCGUCGUCAAGUGGACGGUCAUUUGUAUAAAUCAAAUGUCCAAGGAUGGAAAACUAUUCUCAAAACUAAAGGUGAUUCGAUUUUCACUGGUGUUGGGGCUACUUUUAUUGGUUAUUCUUUCCAAGGUGCUGGUAAAUAUGGAUUUUAUGAAUUUUUCAAAAAGACAUAUAGUGAUUUAGUUGGUCCUAAAUGGGCCAAUGAUUACAAGACUGGUGUUUACUUAGCUGCUUCUGCAUCAGCUGAAUUCUUGGCUGAUAUCGCCUUGUGCCCAUUUGAAACUAUUAAAGUCAAGACUCAAACUACUAUCCCGCCAUAUGCAACUUCAGUAUGGGAUGGAUGGAAUAAAAUUGUUAAACUGGAAGGAUUUGGUGGAUUGUACAAGGGUAUUGCUCCAUUAUGGUGUAGACAGAUCCCAUAUACAAUGGUUAAAUUUGCUAGUUUUGAAAAUAUUGUUAAUGGUAUUUACAAUUAUUUGGGACAUCCAAAAUCUCACUACAAUAAUUUACAACAAACUGGGGUAUCAUUUGCUGGUGGUUAUUUAGCUGGUAUUUUGUGUGCAAUUGUUUCUCAUCCUGCUGAUGUUAUGGUUUCCAAGAUUAACUCUGAUAAAAAGCCGGGUGAAACUACUGGACAAGCAUUGGGAAGAAUUUAUAAAAAGAUUGGAUUUGCUGGGUUGUGGAACGGAUUACCAGUAAGAAUCUUUAUGAUUGGUACAUUGACUGGAUUCCAAUGGUUGAUUUAUGAUUCAUUUAAAGUGUAUGUUGGAUUACCAACGACUGGUGGUCAUUAG
Molecule: messenger RNA, 1026 nt
Organism: Lodderomyces orthopsilosis Co 90-125
Lineage: Eukaryota; Fungi; Ascomycota; Pichiomycetes; Serinales; Debaryomycetaceae
Product: Cu/Pi carrier
Exons: 1
Coding region: 1-1026 (341 amino acids)
Biological process (GO): mitochondrial phosphate ion transmembrane transport
Cellular component (GO): mitochondrial inner membrane
Molecular function (GO): phosphate transmembrane transporter activity
Source: RefSeq, a predicted model, not a curated record